This is a messenger RNA of Juglans regia (Persian walnut), 1434 nucleotides long. RefSeq names its product calcineurin B-like protein 3. The coding region runs from base 399 to 1079 and encodes 226 amino acids. Gene Ontology annotation, molecular function: kinase binding; calcium ion binding. NCBI's taxonomy places the organism in Eukaryota, Viridiplantae, Streptophyta, Magnoliopsida, Fagales, Juglandaceae. Gene Ontology annotation, biological process: calcium-mediated signaling. The record is from RefSeq and is a predicted model, not a curated record. The transcript has 10 exons.
CUUCUUCCCGAAAUGGGGUUGUGGUUUCCCACCUUUGCCUUCCAAAUAUACAUAGCUUAAUGCAGCAGCUUAAAAAUCCAAGAUUUUUCGGAGGAAAAAAACCCAGAUUCUCUUUUUAAUUUCUAGUCAAUCGCAAUCAUGAACCUGCUUAUUAAAACUCCACCACGACGAUUCUGGUAAGGCUUUUUAUUUUCGUUGUUUGAACAAAGAAGAGAAGGAAUAGAAAUUAUUGGUUAGACAUGACUGACUCGUCCUCCUCCUCACGUUGGUGGCUCUCUCUUCUUUCCCCGUCUUGGUUUUCCUGAAAAGCCUGGAAGGAUGGAACAAUGGAAAGGAAUAUUUGGUAGUUGUUCAGAGCAUGAAUGAAGUAUGGAGCAUUUUGAAUUCAGGAAAAGAUCAUGGUGCAGUGCCUAGACGGAUUAAAGCAUUUGUGUGCUGCUUUUAUAAAUUGCUGUGACACUGAUUUAUAUAAUCAACCCAAAGGUCUUCAAGAUCCAGAAGCUCUUGCUAGAGAGACAGUCUUUAGUGUAAGUGAGAUAGAAGCGCUUUAUGAACUGUUUAAGAAGAUUAGCAGUGCUGUGAUAGACGACGGGCUGAUCCAUAAGGAAGAAUUUCAACUAGCAUUGUUCAAGACAAACAAAAAGGAGAGCUUAUUCGCUGAUCGGGUAUUCGACUUGUUUGAUACAAAGCACAAUGGGAUAUUAGACUUUGAAGAGUUUGCACGUGCUCUCUCGGUCUUUCACCCCAAUGCUCCAAUCGAUGAAAAGAUCGAGUUUUCAUUCCGACUGUAUGACCUCAAACAGCAAGGGUUCAUCGAGAGACAGGAGGUGAAGCAAAUGGUAGUGGCCACACUUGCUGAAUCUGGUAUGAAUCUUUCAGAUGAUGUGAUAGAAAGUAUCAUUGACAAGACCUUUGAGGAAGCUGAUACUAAACAUGAUGGAAAGAUAGACAAGGAAGAGUGGCGAAGCCUUGUUUUGCGGCAUUCAUCCCUUUUGAAGAAUAUGACUCUUCAAUAUCUUAAAGACAUCACCACCACAUUCCCAAGUUUUGUUUUUCACUCACAAGUUGAUGAUACCUAGAAUUUCAAAGCCUACAUGGAGUUGAUAGUCUAUAACUGGAACAGCUUGUUUCCUUUUACCAUCGAUGUGGCGUUUUUCUGUGCAAAGGUUCAUACUUCAUAGUCAGAGAGGAUCUUGAUUAUUUAUUAUUUGUUAUUUGUUAUUUGUUAUUUGGUUGGUAUAAUUGUGUUUGCUUCACUAGAAAUAAGAGGGGAAAGGUAACUGCUGGUUUGUGUUAUUGUGCCCAAUAAAUCUAUAUACAGCCCCGGGGCACACUGCUGAUGUGGCAGGCACGUGCCAUAUUAGCUUUUAAAAACAUUUUACUUGUGAGAUAUUUCAUUGAAGGGUUUUCAUCAGAGAUGGUAGAUUUUUUGGA